AUGAUCUCUGACGUAGUUAGUAGCGAAGCAAUUCAACAAUCGUCUCCUCUUCAGUAUGAAAUAAUAAAUAACAGUAUUAUCUUUACUCAUCAAAACGAUACUAAAUAUGUGAUUACUAUUGUGGAGGAGAACAUUGUCCGAAUUCGAGUAUGGCCUCAAGGAAAACCACUUACUGAGCGAACAUGGUCCAUUAUCAAUUCUUCUCAAGCAGAAGACGUUCCAUUUGAAGGGAACAAACGUCAUGAUGAUAUUAUAUCAAUGAAAAUCAAUUAUACUGUUGAUAAAACAAAUCUGACAGUUUUCACUGGUAAUUUAAAAUUAGAAAUCAAUCUUUAUCGAAAAUUUGCUAUAACAUGGAAAAAUGCUUCGUCUGAUCUAAUUCUCGCUACAGAUAAUCAUUUAAUUCCAUAUGAAUUCACUCCGUCUCGUCGUCAUACACUUUCAAGAUUCCCUAACGAAUAUUAUUAUGGAUUAGGUGAGAAAUCUGGACCAAUGGUCAAAAAUGGACGCCGAUAUCGAAUGAGAAAUACCGAUGCAUUUGGAUACAAUGCUGAAUUAUCGGAUCCACUCUACAAACACAUCCCGUUUUAUAUUACUUUAAGAGAGUGUGAGGGGUUUGGUUUAUUUUAUGAUACAUCGUUUGAUUGCACGUUCGAUUUUGGAUGUGAAAUAGACAAUUACUAUGGGGAUAUUCGUUACUUCGAAACAGUUGAUUAUGAUCUGGAUUAUUAUUUUAUUUAUGGACCAUUGAUAAGCAAUGUUGUUGAACGUUUUACUAAUCUGACAGGACGGCCACCGUUACCGCCAAAAUGGACGCUUGGAUAUCUUGGCUCAGCGAUGAAAUAUACAGAUGCACCAAAUGCUCAAGAAAUGUUAGCUGAAUUUGUUAAAAAAUGUGAACAAACAAAUAUUACUUGUACAGGAUUCCAUUUAUCAUCCGGUUAUUCAAUGAGUGAUGAUGGUAAACGAUAUGUUUUUGUAUGGAAUAAAAGUCGUAUACCGUUACCGUCUAAAAUGACAGAAACAUUUCACAAUACCAAUAUGAAAGUAAUUGCCAAUAUUAAACCAGCCUUAUUAAACACACAUCCAUUAUACGAAGAAUGUCAUCAGUUAUUUAUUAAAAAUCGUCUAACUAAUGAGCCAGAUUUACAACCAUUUUGGGGUGGUACUGGAUCACAUUUAGAUUUUACAAAUCCUGAAACAAUUUUAUGGUGGCAAAAAAAGAUUCAAGAACAAUUACUUUUUUAUGGAGUCGAUUAUACGUGGAAUGACAACAAUGAAUUCAACAUUCGUGAUAGUCAAGCACGUUGUAAUAACUUUGGACAUUCAUUACCAAUUGAAGGUUUACGACCCAUUCAAACAUUACUAAUGGUAAAAGCUUCGUACGAUGCACAAAUUAAGAAUAAUAGUAUACUUCGUCCAUUUGUUUUGUCACGUGCUGGCUCACCUGGUCUGCAACGUUAUGCAUGGACAUGGACAGGAGAUAAUCGUUGUUCGUAUCAUACACUAAAAUAUAAUAUACCAAUGGGACUCGGAUUAUCGAUUAGUGGUAUUUCAUUUUAUGGUAAUGAUGUUGGCGGUUUCACAGGAGAUAUACCAUCUCCGGCACUUUUCGUCCGAUGGGUACAAAAUGGAAUAUUUUAUCCACGUUUUUGCGUUCACUCAUGGCGUAUAAACGGUGAAGAAAAUGCACUAUGGAUGUUCCCUAACAUGCUUCCAAUUAUUCAUGAAGCUCUCAAUUUUAGAACGAGUUUAUUACCCUAUCUUUAUUGUUUAUUAUGGGAAACAUCUCAGACCGGUUCACCAGUAACUCGACCAACUGUUUAUCAUUAUCAACAUGAUCCAAAUUGUUAUGAACAAUCAUAUGAAUUUCUUCUUGGAAAAUGGCUUCUUGUCGCAUCUGUUUAUGAAGAAAAUGCUACUAAACGAAUUAUCUAUUUACCAAUAGGUAAUGGAUGGUACAAUUUUCAUACUGGCACAUUUUACAAUGGUGGGCAGACAGUAACGAUUGAUUCACCAUUGAAUGUUUUUCCGUUAUUUGCAAGAGAAGGUGCAUUAAUACCGAUGAGAAGAAACGAUAGAUUAGAAAUUCAUGCAUUUUCUUAUCAAAUUAAUGGUACAACAACAUUUCCGUUCUAUGACGAUGAUGGGAUAACAUUCGAACAUAAACAAGGACAAUUUAAGCUUCAUACACUCUCACUUCAUUGUAAUGAAAAUCAAAUUCAAGUAUCGAGUGAUGGAUUAGAUGUUGACUGGAUAUUUUACGGCAGUGAAAGAGAGAAUUCACGCAGUGUUUUGUAUAAAUAG
This is a messenger RNA of Didymodactylos carnosus, 2307 nucleotides long. The record is from the annotation of a GenBank genome assembly. NCBI's taxonomy places the organism in Eukaryota, Metazoa, Rotifera, Eurotatoria, Philodinida, Philodinidae.